AUGUGUUCAGGUAAAUGGAAAUCCCUUGAACACCCAACAAAUUUACAUGUAAUUUCAAAUCAUAUCCCAAGGUAUUCGUUCAUUACUUGGGUUGCUCGCACUCACAAACUCCAGACUAGAGACAGCCCAGCCCUGGCAAAGAAAAUUGUUCCAAAUUACUGCUCUCUGUGCCUUGCUGAUGCUGAGAGUCAUCAACACCUUUUCUUCAAAUGUAGUUUUGCUUCGGAGGUGUGGAUGUUUUUCCAACACCUUUGUGGAAUUUAUGUUGGGGAUUCUAACUUAUAUGACAUUACCAACUGGAUCGUGUCUAGGUGGAGGGAUGGAACUAAAGCUCCAGAUGCUUAUGUAUACAAGCUCUGCCUUACUACAACUGUCUACUUCAUAUGGAAAGAGAGAAAUAGGCGACAUGCCAUGAAUCAAGUUGCCUCUGCUGCUUCAGUUACUAAACUGAUCUACAAUGAUGUUAGGAACCGUCUCUUGUCCUGCAAACUGCGUGAUUUGAAGGCUGCGAGAUCUAUUGCAGCUGCUUGGAGUUUACCUAGUUCUGUUUUUGGUGAGGGGCAUUAG
Cornus florida is the source of this 567-nucleotide messenger RNA. RefSeq lists its product as uncharacterized. Lineage: Eukaryota; Viridiplantae; Streptophyta; Magnoliopsida; Cornales; Cornaceae. The transcript has a single exon. The coding region runs from base 1 to 567 and encodes 188 amino acids. The record is from RefSeq and is a predicted model, not a curated record.